CAGUUUAAACGGACCGUCAGUUUUAAUCGCAAAUAUUUCCAAAGGCAGAGCGGAGGGUAGUGCCUUGAACACGAGUUUGUGGACCAUUUAUGCUAUCGACGUCAGUAGGCCUCUAGACGGCAGAGCGCUGGAUAAGAGCAAGUUGAUGGUACAUUAAGAGACUGAAUAAGCGGAAAUGUCGGCUCUGGGAAUGCCUCCGCACCUCCUGGUGCUUUUUCAGGCCCGUCCUCCACUCGAGUACGUUGAGCCCAUGCCGGAGAAACCAAAGCGCAAGAUCGACGGCCUAUCGGAUUUCACAUCCUUCCUAACAAAGGACGAAGAACGACCGCAGGUGGUACCGUUUGAAACCCCCAAGAUGAGGAGGGACAGAAAGAAGAGGAAGAGGCUCACAGAGCAUAUGCAGGACCUGAAAAAGAGGAUUGAAAAGUACGAUCCGAACUACGACCCCCGUUUAGCUCGCGGCUCUUCUACGCCGUUCCUCACACAUGACCCUUACAAGACUUUGUUCGUCUCAAAUAUCGCAUACGAGGUCACAGAACGACAGCUGUGGAAAGAGUUUGAAGUUUACGGCAGGAUCCGUCGCAUAAGAAUGAUAUACGAUCAAGACAACAAGCCGAGAGGCUAUGCUUUCAUCGAAUUCGACUCCGAGAGGGACAUGGUCGCCGCCUACAAGAGGGCAGACGGCAGGAAAAUCUCCGGCAGGAGAGUAGUUGUGGACGUUGAGAGAGCGAGAACCGUCGAGGGUUGGCUCCCGAGGAGACUGGGAGGAGGAAAGGGUCCGUCCAGAGGGGCUCCGCCAAAGUUCUACGACGGAAAGCCUCUGAACCCAGACGCUAACUAA
Molecule: messenger RNA, 841 nt
Organism: Theileria equi strain WA
Lineage: Eukaryota; Apicomplexa; Aconoidasida; Piroplasmida; Theileriidae
Product: U1 small nuclear ribonucleoprotein 70 kDa, putative
Exons: 1
Coding region: 176-841 (221 amino acids)
Biological process (GO): mRNA splicing, via spliceosome
Cellular component (GO): U2-type prespliceosome; U1 snRNP; precatalytic spliceosome
Molecular function (GO): U1 snRNA binding; mRNA binding
Source: RefSeq, a predicted model, not a curated record